This is a messenger RNA of Adineta steineri, 2206 nucleotides long. The record is from the annotation of a GenBank genome assembly. NCBI's taxonomy places the organism in Eukaryota, Metazoa, Rotifera, Eurotatoria, Adinetida, Adinetidae.
UACCAUGAAUAUCAUUCGUGUGUUUGUCUGAAUAUUUAAAGUCAUAUUUUCUAGUCUAAACAGGUCACAACGAUCGUCUUCGAAGUUUGAGACAAUAUCAUGAAUAUUAGUAUGUACAGUCACCGUAGAAUAUAGAUCUAACUUAUAUAGCCGGCAACACGGAAAGCAUCAGUAGUAUUUUUUGUACUCCUCGUCUUCUUUCGUUCAAAGAAGAAAUUAUCUAUAUUCACUAUUCUGUCUUUCACGAGAAAUAAUAAAUCAAAUUCUAUUAUAAAGAACAGUUCUUAUGUAUCAAACGUAAAAUAAUUUUAAAACAAUAUACAUUAGGUGUGACGUUAGAUUUAUCUAUUAUUAAAUCUAAAUUAAUACAUAGAUUUUCAUGAAAUAACAGAUAGCUUUAAGUUGUCAAUGAGCUAUUGUAGUUUAUUGAAUAGAAAACCAUGAUACUCACUUCCUAAAUAGUAAUCAACAACGUGUAGAAAUGAAGUGUAUAAAUAAAUUCAAAAAAUUCAUUUGUGUUCAAUAAAUAACGAUUCUUCUUUCUCAAUCAUUUAUCCAAAUGUACAUAAAUCUCGUUUGCAUUAUAAAGAUAUGUUAUGUUGAAAAGCUAAUUCUUGAUCUGUAUCCAUGGAAUUAUAUCUCCUAUUAUCCUGUUUUUCUUUUGUUUCAUUCUAAUGUAUCUUUUAGAUUAAAACGAAUAAAAUAAAUAAUUGCUUGUAUUUGAAUCCAUAUAUAAACACAAGGUAAUAUUAUUGAUGAAAAUCAUUUUUUGUUUUUGUAUUUCUGUCAUGAUUAGAUGAAUACCAAAUAUCAUAAGCUGGAUAACUCUGUUGGAGAUGUCAAAUCAAUAAAUACAAUUCCACAAACAACAAAACUAUUUAUUUUACAUGUAUUCAAAGCUGUAUUAAAUAUUCCUGUCACUUGUUCCAAAUUCUCUCGUUCCAUUAUAUAUAUUACUCUUUUCUUCCUUACUCUUUCCAGCAUUAGUGUAUUAAUAUCAAAUGGUAAAGCAAAAAUGAACUUUCAAACUACGUCACAUACUCCACUGUUAGCUACUACUCAUCAUGUUCUACCACUCAAAUGUAUUGCAGAUAGAAAUCAACCUGAAUGGCCACGUCCUGUACAAUCCGAUAAUAAGUCAAAUAAUAAUUUAACUGUUGUUAUUGUUACAGCACGAUCAGACUUUGCAUAUUUACCAGCAACAAUGGCUGCAUUAUUAUCUCAUCUUGAUUCUCGACGUAUUACUGAAGUUAUGCUUCUUGUUCCACCAAAAGAUGUUCAUCUUUUACAACCAUAUUUUUCUGGUGAAUACAAAAAAUAUUGGCCAUGGACAGUAUCAAUUGUACCUGAUGAUAUACUUUUAAAACAUAUCAAAACUGAUUCUUAUCGUUUACAAAUGAUGUUUAAACUAGUGGUUGCACAAAUAGUUAAAACAGAAUUCUAUCUGAUACUUGAUUCAGAUUGUGUGGCUGUAUGGCCAAUACAUGUUGAACAAUUAUUACAUCAAAAUAACGCUUCAUCAUUAUAUCAAUCUAUUUAUAAAGCUGAAGAUAGAUCCGGGCAUGAAGAAUGGUGGAUAGAAAGUGAACGAUUAAUCCAAGGUAAAUUAGAAUCAUGUGUACCAAAUGAUAAAUCCAAAACAUCAGCAAUCGGUGUAACACCAAUCAUUUUAUCACGCACAAUUUCAUUACGAACAUUAUGUCGAUUACAAAAACUGUACGGUGAUGAAACGUUUUUAACUAAAAUGGCUAAUUGGGCACUUUCGCCACCUAUACCUGAACAUAUGUGGACAGAAUAUACACUUUAUUUUAUAACAGGACGUUGUACACAACUAUUUGAUACAUAUCAUAUUGAUGAUAGUGCAUUAUUGUCUUCAAACUCAAUGCCAAAAGUGAAUUUUUAUGGUCUUAGUAUUUGGUCAGAUAAAGAUUGGACAAAAGAAAAUCAAAAUAAAUUAAUUGACUCUAUUAAUAAUGGACUAAGAUGGCGUCAAAAAGAGAUUGAUGAAGCCAAUGGUCAAGCAAUUAUUGAUACAUCAAUCAAUGGUCAUAGUUUAUUUACUGUUCUUCAAGGAAGACAAAAUGUUACUUCAAAAGUGUAUCAUCAAUACUUUUAUCCAUUAUAUAUGAAAUAUUUACAACAACAAAAGCGAAUGGAUAAACUAGUACCAAUGCUUGAGUAUAUGGCUCAAGAAUUUCGUAAUUAA